Messenger RNA from Xylaria bambusicola, 495 nucleotides. RefSeq lists its product as uncharacterized. The record is from RefSeq and is a predicted model, not a curated record. NCBI's taxonomy places the organism in Eukaryota, Fungi, Ascomycota, Sordariomycetes, Xylariales, Xylariaceae. Bases 81 to 338 code for a protein of 85 amino acids. The transcript has a single exon.
GCGACGCUAGAAAUAUAUCUACGUCGGAAAAGAAAAUUUCAGCUCGGUUCAACCCAUGGUUAGUAGACAACACGGCAUGAAUGUGGCGUGGUCUGUUGCGAGCACGACCUCUCGUCACCGUCAUCAGUUCGAUAUACAUACCCAAAUCCUGUGGCGGUAGAAGUACACCGAGUAGACGUGGGGGUUUCGUAUCCGCGAGAAAUACCCCCAUGAGCUUCGAGAUUCUGUAUAAUUACUUCAAAAGCUCAAAGUAUGUACGUAGUACUUCUAGACAGCUCAGGAAACAUGUAAAAAACACACGUCGUUCGAAAUUCUCAAGAUAUCUGCUGAUUUCCUGAUAAUGACAGACCCAGUAACGUGAUAGGAACCGUACUGAUUCCAUGCCUGUACUAACAAUUUAGCCAGAAAGUAAGGAAUAAACUGAUGUAUUCGCCAUUUAAAGUACAGUCAAGCUAACGGUAAUAUCGCCACUAAGUAAUUACGAAAUAGAUCUGU